AGAAUUUGAAAAAGUUGCCCACGCUCACUGCUCUGGGGAACGACGAACUGUGUGUGCGUAUGUGUGCGCUGCAAUCCGAGCUGAGGCGGGACAAGGACCGACGAGAUUUUGAAGUUUUUCAUUUUCCCCCGUCACCUCACACCAACCAACCUAUUAUCAUUUUCUCCCAGAAUUAAUACAAACAACAUGCCUCCCGGAAGGCAAUCCCACGGGCGACAAGCCCACGGCCGACCGCUGCUCUCCGCGAAGCCCGCAGCAAAGACCUUCCGCAAGUCAAAGAACAAGGCCCAGGUCAAGGCCCUCGACGCCUUCACAACCGCCUCGGAGCUGUACGCGCCCAAGGAGAAGCGCACCCCGCGCUUCCGCGAGAUCGAGGCCGCACCUGAAGACCGAAAGAAGCGCCGUGCCGCCGACGAUGAUGACGACGAAGACGGAGAGGACGAAGACGAGGAUGACGACCAGCCGAGACGAAAGAAGGCCAAGCCAUCGGCUGGCGGCGGAGGCGACGACUAUGAUGAGUACUUCAGCGACAGCGACGGGAACGAAUGGCAUCAUGGCGUCAACGAGGACGAGGACUCGGAAAUUGACAGCGACGAGGCCUUUGGGGACAGCGAUCACGAAGAUUUCCAGGGCUAUGGCUUAGGAGGUAGCAAGGGCAAGAAGGGAAAGCAGGACGACUCUGAUGAGGAAGACGACGAAGACGACGACGAGUCCCUCGGCGAGGACGCGAUAGACCUGGCCCAAGCCCUCGACGAGUACGAGUCCGACGAGUCCAUGGCCGACCAAGAAGGCCAAGACGACUCAGACGCCUCAGACUCCGAGGCCGAGAGCCCGCCCUCCUCAGACGAGGACGAAGACGACCAGGAAGCCGACCCCUCCAAACUCGGCGAUCUCCAAAAGUUCAUCGCCGGCUUCGGCGGCGACGACAACGACGAGGACGCCGCGCCCACCAAGCAGAAGCAAAAGAUCAGCUUCAAGGACCUCGGCCUGUCCGGCGUCAAGGACGCGCAGAUGCGGAAGUCCGUCAAACUCAUGGCCAAGGAAGAGAAAGAAGCAUCCCGCCCCGGCGCGGGCAAGAAGCUCGAGGUGCCCCUGUACAAACGCCAACAAGACCGCCUCGCGCGCGGCGCAGCGUACGAAAAGGCCAGCGAGACGAUUGGGAGGUGGCAGGAGACUGUGAAGCAGAACCGCCGCGCCGAUCACCUCGUCUUCCCCUUGCCGCAAAACGCCGCCGACGAGGGGUUGGAUAACCGCGAGCUGCAGGCCAUCACGGCCAAGACCUCGACGGGCAAUGAGCUCGAGCAGACGAUUCUCAAUAUUAUGCAGGCGUCUGGUCUGGCGAUGAACAAGCAGGAGGAGAAUGCGCGCGCCAAGGCUGAGAGGGAGGAGGGUAUGUCGAAGGAGGCUCUCCAGGAUAUGAUUCACCAGCGCCGACGGGAGAGGGAGCUUGCUUCGCGCGAGACGAAGCGCGCGGCGCGCAUCAAGAAGAUCAAGUCGAAAGCGUACCACCGCGUCCACCGUAAGGAGAAGGAGCGUGAGGCGGCGAAACUCAAGGAGGCCAUGGCCGAGAACGGCGACGUCGAGAUUGACUCCGAAGCUGAGCGUGAUGCCCAGGAUCGCGCGAGAGUGCUGGAGCGCGUCGGCGCGAGACACAGAGAUUCAAAGUGGGCUAAGCUCGGGUCCUCCAACAAGCGCGCCGUCUGGGACGACGAGUACCGCGCCGGUCUGCACGAUAUGGCGCGCCGCGAGGAGGAGCUACGGCGUCGCAAGGAGGGUCGGGUUGGUGGCUCCGACGAGGAAGAUGAAGAGGCCGACGACAGCGAGAGCGACGAUGGAUCCGAAGAUGAGGAGGGAACCGGCCGCCGCAGCGGCAUGGAGAACAGGAGACUCCUCAAACAGCUCGAGGGCCUUGACAACGAAGAGGACGAGGAACCCAAAUCCGACCUGAUGAAGAUGAAGUUUAUGCAAAAGGCCGAGGCGCAGCAGAAGAAGGCAAACGACGAGCUCAUUGCGCAGAUCCGUCGGGACCUCGACUCGGACCGCGAGGACCGCAGCGAUGAGGACGACGACGAUGAGGUCGCGGAGGUAGGCCGCAAGAAGUACGGCAGUGCAGCGCAGCCCGCCAUCUCGGCCCCGACGCUGUCAAGGAAGCAGAAGAAGGCCGCCGCUGCCCGAGGUGACGAUCUCGACACGGAGGACGUCGACGACGCGCCCGACAACAGCGCCGUCAACACGGGCUACUCCCUCACAGCGGAGCCCUCGACAACAGGCUCAGCAUGGUCCUCUGGCCCGCGCAAGAAAUCCGCCAAAACAGGCGGCAAAUCCAGCGGCGCACGCGUAGAGGACCUAGACAACUCCCUCGCCAUCACAGCCGGUCCCUCUUCCUCAUCCUCAAAGAAGUCAAAGUCAAAAUCUUCUUCCUCCUCCGCAACAAAACCAACAACCCUCGCCGACGAAGACACCUCCUCCUCAGACGACUCCGACUCCGACUCCCCAACCUCCCACCUCCCCCUCGCCAUCCGCGAUAUCUCCCAAAUGGACAAGGCUUUUGCAGGCGACGACGUCGUCGUCGAUUUCGCCCGCGAAAAGGAAGCGAUCCAGGACGCCGACGACGACAAAAUCGUCGAUAACACUCUCCCUGGUUGGGGCGGCUGGGUCGGCGACGGCGUGAGCGCGCGCGAGAAGAAGCGCCAGCAGGGCCGAUUCGUGACAAAAGUCGAGGGCGUCGCCAAAAAGGCGAACCGCAAGGAUGCAAAGUUGGAGAGGGUUAUCAUCAGCGAGAAGCGCGUUAAAAAGAACGACAAGUACCUCGCCACGCAGCUCCCUCACCAGUUCGAGUCCAAGGAGCAGUACGAGCGCUCGAUCCGCCUGCCCAUGGGUCCGGAAUGGGUCACUAAGGAAUCGCACCAGGCGGCCGUCAAGCCGCGCGUGCUCAAGAAGCAGGGCAUCAUUGCCCCCAUGUCCAGACCGACGAUGUAAAGAGAGGGAAGACGAAAAAGCAAGACACGCUCGUUGCGUUGUGUAUUGGACAAUGCUUGUUUAUACGACAUGUUACUACCCUAGAUAGAUCACGUCAUGGCACUCUUCCAUCAUCAGGGUCAUUCUCUCAAGGCGUCAAGGGCGAAUAUAAAAAAGUGCAAUUC
Molecule: messenger RNA, 3143 nt
Organism: Colletotrichum godetiae
Lineage: Eukaryota; Fungi; Ascomycota; Sordariomycetes; Glomerellales; Glomerellaceae
Product: Utp14 protein-domain-containing protein
Exons: 3
Coding region: 187-2979 (930 amino acids)
Biological process (GO): rRNA processing
Cellular component (GO): small-subunit processome; nucleolus
Source: RefSeq, a predicted model, not a curated record